CGCGAUGUUUGGCCAAUCGGAGGCUGGCGAUGGCGUCUGGCGGACUGCUAUGAACCUUCGCUGUGUGAGCCGAGCUGUAUUCGCCGCCACGCAGGGCGCCUCGUAAACCCGACAAGAUCUACCGAUCUUAAUUGUUUUUAAAAAGAAAAGUCAAGUCUCCAGUGGCCUAUACCCAAGAAAGAUGUCAAAAAUGUCCAAUGUUCGAGUUAAGGUGGAAAAAGACGGGGAGCCUUCAGCUGCACGAAACAAGCUGGAUGCAGUGCUGCAGUUCCUUGUAGAGAAAAAUGACCAGGAAAGAGAACAAGAAGAAGGUGAACAUAGACUGGGUCAGAAUGAAUUCAACACCAAGGACACUUCACCUACUGGCAUCAAACGGAGCACAAGAUUCCCCCAUCAAAAACGGAAGAGGAGAAAGGAUGUGGAUGAUUUCAUUUCAGAAAACAGCCAUCCAAAACAGAACACGUACGUGAUGAAAUUGUUUGACCGGAGUGUGGACCUUGCUCGGUUCAAUGAGACGACGCCCCUCUAUCCCAUCUGCCGUGCCUGGAUGAGCAACAACCCCGGGCACAAGGAUGAUGGCACUGGCCUCACCACCAUCACUGAUUCCACCGAAAACGACAAUACAGGCGUGACAGAAUUCCUGAACGGGGAAUGUGUGGAAGUGUCACGACUGCCUCCACCCACUCCAGCACCAACAAAUGAAAAUGGAGUUCACAUCAAUCUACGCAUCCCUUCCCCCAUUCCUCAACCGGAUGAACACCUUAACAUCCGCAUGCCGGAAGAAAUGGCACCACCAAAUCCCAUUCUGCUGUACAACCACAUGGAACGAUGGAAGAAGAUCCGGCAAAAGUGGAGGGUGGCCUCCCACCACAACCAGAUGCGUUAUGCGGAAAGCAUGAAGAUACUAAAAGAGAUGUUUGACCGACAAUGAUGAUUCUGUGUUUUAAUUGUAAAUUGCAUUAUCACAUUUUAUACAUCUUCAAUCAACUGUAUAAAAAUGUCUUUAUAUACAUGCGAAUGUAUACAUCUGCUUCUGUAACAUAUUUUUUAUGUAAUAUUUUAAAAUUUUAGAAUGUUAAGUUGAUCCAAAUAAACCAUUUACAUUUUU
Messenger RNA from Lethenteron reissneri (Far Eastern brook lamprey), 1108 nucleotides. It is a transcript of the gene LIN37, whose product is annotated as lin-37 DREAM MuvB core complex component. NCBI's taxonomy places the organism in Eukaryota, Metazoa, Chordata, Hyperoartia, Petromyzontiformes, Petromyzontidae. The record is from RefSeq and is a predicted model, not a curated record. Gene Ontology annotation, cellular component: Myb complex; transcription repressor complex. Gene Ontology annotation, biological process: negative regulation of transcription by RNA polymerase II.